AUGCGGGGGGGCGGCGGGGGUUGGGCUUCCUGGGUCAGCGCCGCCGCCGCCGCCUCCAUUGUCCGCGGGGCCGCGGCGGCAGCGGCGGGAGCGGGACGGGAGCGGGACCGGACCCCGGAGCGGGGCAGCCCCGCGGCCCCCAGCCCCGGGGCGGGCGGCACCACCGCCGUCCCCCCACCCGCCCGGGGUCUGCCCCAGCGCAGGUACCCGGGGGUCUCGCCUGCCCCCACGGCGGGACAGCCCCAGCCCCGGCCAUGUCUCCUCGCAAGGCCAAGCGGACUGGGGGCCAGUCCCCCGAGGGGGAGGCGGAGGCGGUGGCGGCAGCCCCCCCCCCGGGCCUCCCCGGGCAUCCGCAAGCGCAAGGACUUUGUGGCGCAGCCGGGAGGCCGGGCGGAGGAGAGCCCCAACAUCUGUGUGGAGUGCGGGCAGAGCUUCGCCCAGAGCUCCGGCCUCGCCAGCCACCGCCGCAGCCACGCGGCCGCCCAGCCCCACCGCUGCCCCGACUGCGGCAAGAGCUUCGGCGUCAGCUCCAGCCUCAGCCGCCACCGGCGCAUCCACACCGGCGAGAAGCCCUUCGCCUGCACCGACUGCGGCAAGAGCUUCAGCGACAAGUCCAACCUCACCCAGCACCGCCGUGUCCACACCGGGGAGAAGCCCUACCGCUGCGGUGACUGCGGCAAGAGCUUCAGCCGCAGCUCCCACCGCAAGAAGCACCUGCGGCACCUCCCAGCCAGCAAGCGCCCGCCGCGCUGCGGCGCCCAGCCGCGGGAUGGGGCGGCUGGCGGCAGCGGGCCAGCCAAGGCACGGCGGAAGGCGUCGGCGCUCAACACCUGCGGCGAGUGCUGGCAGAGCUUCGGCCAGAAUGCCGACCUGGUGAAGCACAUGCGCAUCCACACCGGGGAGAAGCCCUUCCAGUGUGGCCACUGCGGGAAGCGCUUCAGCGUCAGCUCCAACCUCUUCCGCCACCGGCGCAUCCACACCGGUGAGAAGCCCUACGCCUGCGCCGACUGUGGCAAGAGCUUCACCGACAAGUCCACCCUCACCCAGCACCGCCGUACCCACACCGGCGAGAAGCCCUACGUCUGCGGUGUCUGCGGGAAAGGUUUCAGCCACAGCUCCCACCACAAGCGCCACGAGAAGAUCCAUCGCGGGGACGGGCCCCUCCUGGCCUUCGCGCCGCGGCCCUCGGCUCCCGCGUGGUGUCGGGGGGGGAUGUUGGGGGAAUGUCGGGACUCCGGGGGGGCGUCAGGGCGGGGGGGGGCUGUCGGGUGUCGGGGGGGGCUGUCGCGGCCGGGGAGGAUGUCGGGCUUUGAGCUUCCUGGGUCAGGCGCUGCCGCCUCCAUUGUUGGCCGGAGCCGGGCGGAGCCGCGCGGAUUGCCCGACCCCCCCGCAGCCCGACCCCCCCCCCCCCCCGGCAGCUGCCGCCGGGAGCGCGGAGCGGGGCGGCACCGCAGCCCCCCGCAGCCCCCGGCCCUGCGUGGGACCGUCCCGGGCGGGCUCUCCCCGGCUGCCCCCCAGCCUGUGGGUGAGCCCGGGGUCCCUCGUGGGGUGGACCCCUCCCCCCCACUGCCACCUGUCCCUCUGUCUGUCCAUCCGCGCUCACGGGUGAGGCUCUGUCCCCCCCCCCGCGCCCUCCCCCUGAGCAUCCCCGGGGCCCUGCCGAGGGGUCAGGGCUGUUCUCCUCCUCCCCGCCGCCCCCCCUGCCAGCCGUGGGGCGACCCUAGCAUGUCCCCUCGGAAGCCCAGGGUUGCCACGGGCAAGAGCCCGGAGAAGAAGAAGCAGCCCCCGAAGAACAAGCGCAAGUCAGAGAAGCCAAAGCGCAGCCUCCCCGAGCAGGAGGAAGAGGAGGAAGCGGCGACGGCCCCCUCCCUGCCACCCGCCAAGGGCGAGCGGCCGAAUCUGUGCUCCGAGUGUGGGAAGAGCUUCCAGCACGGGUCGGACCUGGUGAACCACCAGCGCAUCCACACCGGCGCCAAACCCUUCGUCUGUGGCGACUGCGGCAAGAGCUUCCGGCAGAGUUCGACGCUCAUCACCCACCGGCGCAUCCACACCGGCGAGGCUCCCUAUGCCUGCGGCUACUGCGGCAAGAGCUUCCGCGUCAGCUCCAACUUCGUCCGCCACCGGCGUAUCCACACCGGUGAGAAGCCCUACCGCUGCCCCGCCUGCGGCAAGAGCUUCACUGACAAGUCCACCCUUACCCAGCACCAGCGCACCCACACUGGUGAGAAGCCCUACCGCUGUGCCGACUGUGGCAAGAGCUUUAGCCGCAGCUCCCACCGCAAGCGGCACCUUCGCAACCCUCCCACCAAGGGCCAUGGGAUAUGUGCCCGCCACAGCCCUGAGCCACCCCCUGCCAAGCCCAAGGAGGCCAAGGGCGGGAAGAAGUUGUCGGCCUCCGAGGUCCCCAACACCUGCGGCGAGUGCUGGCAGAGCUUCGGCCAGAGCUCCGACCUGGUGAAGCACAUGCGCAUCCACACCGGGGAGAAGCCCUUCCAGUGUGGCCACUGCGGGAAGCGCUUCAGCGUCAGCUCCAACCUCACCCGCCACCGGCGCAUCCACACCGGUGAGAAGCCCUACACCUGCGCCGACUGCGGCAACAGCUUUACCGACAAGUCCACCCUCACCCAGCACCGCCGUACCCACACCGGCGAGAAGCCCUACGUCUGCGGUGUCUGCGGGAAAGGUUUCAGCCACAGCUCCCACCACAAGCGCCACGAGAAGAUCCAUCGCGGGGACGGGCCCCUCCUGGCCUUCGCGCCGCGGCCCUUCUUCCGGCCCCUUCCCAGGGGCGUUUGCAGAUUGGGGUGCGGGGAGGGGGGGGCACGCUGCGGCCGCCCCGCGCGGGAAACGGGGUGCACAGCCGGGAGAAGGACAAAGGCGGGGGGAAGCCCCCCCAAGCUCCCCCCGUCCAGGUCCGGGAACCCCCGGGGUGCGGGUGGGGGUCGCUGCCCUGGGGUGCCCCGCGAGGGGGGCCGUGGGGCCGGGACCCCCGUGAGCGGCUCCCGCGUGGUGUCGGGGGGGAUGUUGGGGGAAUGUCGGGACUCCGGGGGGGGCGUCAGGGCGGGGGGGGGCUGUCGGGUGUCGGGGGGCUGUCGCGGCCGGGAAGGAUGUCGGGAUUUGAGUUUCCGGGGUCAGGCGCUGCCGCCUCCAUUGGCGGGCGGAGCCGGGCGGAGCCGCGCGGAUUGCCCGACCCCCCCGCAGGCCGACCUCCCCUGCAGCCGCCGCCGGGAGCGCGGAGCGGGGCAGCCCCGGCCCCCCCGGCCCUCCUCGGGGCCCCCCCGCCCCCGCAGCCCCCCGCAGCCCCCGGCCCUGCGUGGGACCGUCCCGGGCGGGCUCUCCCCGGCUGCCCCCCAGCCUGUGGGUAAGCCCGGGGUCCCUUGUGGGGUGGACCCCCCCCCCCCCUCCCCCGCCACCCGUCCCUCUGUCCUUCCGCGCUUACGGGUGAGGCUCUGUCCCCCCCCCGCCCCCCCCCUCCCGAGUGUCCCCGGGGCCCCGCCGAGGGGUCAGGGCUGUUUUCUUCCCACCCCCCCCCGCCAGCCGUGGGGCGACCCCAGCAUGUCCGACCAGAAGCCCAGGGUUGCCGCGGGCAAGAGCCCGGAGAAGAAGAAGCAGCCCCUGAAGAACAAGCGCAAGUCGGAGAAGCCAAAGCGCAGCCUCCCCGAGCAGGAGGAGGAGGAGGAGGAGGAAGCGGCGGCGGCCCCCUCCCUGCCACCCGCCAAGGGCGAGCAGCCGAAUUUGUGCUCCGAGUGCGGGAAGAGCUUCCAGCACGGGUCGGACCUGGUGAACCACCAGCGCGUCCACACCAGCACGAAACCCUUCAUCUGUGGCUACUGUGGCAAGAGCUUCCGCAUCAGCUUCAAUUUCCUCCGCCACCAGCGCAUCCACACUGGCGAGGCUCCCUACGCCUGCAGCUACUGCAGCAAGAGCUUCGCCGACAAGUCCACCCUUACCCAGCACGAGCGCACCCACACCGGCGAGAAGCCCUACCACUGUGCCGACUGUGGCAAGAGCUUCCGCGUCAGCUCCAGCUUUGUCCGCCACCGGCGCAUCCACACCGGCGAGAAGCCCUACCACUGUGCCGCCUGCGGCAAGAGCUUCACCGACAAGUACACCCUCACCCAGCACCAGCGCUCCCACACUGGCGAGAAGCCCUACAAGUGCCUCGACUGCGGGAAGAGCUUCAGUCGCAGCUCCAACCGCAAUCAGCACCUCCGCAACCGUCCCGCCAAGGGCCGCAGGCCCUGUGCCCGCUGUGACCCCGAGCCCAAGGAGGCCAAGGGCGGGAAGAAGGUGCUGGCCGCCGAGGUCCCCAACACCUGCGGCCAGUGCUGGCAGAGCUUCGCCCAGAGCUCCGACCUGGUGAAGCACAUGCGCAUCCACACCGGGGAGAAGCCCUACGCCUGUUCCCACUGUGGGAAGCGCUUCAGCCUCAGCUCCAACCUCACCCGCCACCGGCGCAUCCACACCGGCGAGAAGCCCUACAUCUGCACCGACUGUGGCGAGAGCUUCAGCGACAUGUCCACCCUCACCCAGCACCGCCGCACCCACACGGGCGAGAAGCCCUACGUCUGCACCUACUGUGGCAAGAGCUUCAGCCGCAGCUCCCACCGCAAGCGCCACGAGCGGACCCACACCAGAGAGGCCCCCGACGCCCUCCUGCCCCUCUGGCCCUGCCCGGCCCAGGGCUUAUAACCAUCGCUGCUGCCGGGGCCGGGGCCGUGCUGAGGAAAACCCUCCUGGAAGCUGCCCCUGGCCCUUCGGCUGGGUCACACGGACGUAACUGGGGUGGCAAAUUUACCAGGUCUGCGGGGUUUGAGAGUUACUGUUGGAGCCACCAUGUCUGUCUGUCUGUUCGCUCAGGGCUUGGGCAGCUGCUGCAGUGCCUGCUGUGCUGCUGGGAUGAGUCCAGAGCACGGGGUGGACAAAUAUACAGACCCCCCCGGCUCUGUCGGGACAAACACGCUCAGAUGGGUGACUCUCCCUGAGUGGCCCCCAGGGAGCCCUUUUCAGCAGAUUUAACCAAAAUCCCCUAUUUUCUAUCCAGUUUUCUUUGGGGCUGGGGGCUUCCACCCUCCUGCUCCUCCUGGCACAGCUGCACGUAGCCUGUGGUGGGCAGCAGCAGCGAACACGCCCCCCCUCUGUCCUCCAAAUGCCUAUUAGUGAUAAUGAUAACAAUUACGGUGAUUAGUUGUCCUGUCUGGUGCUGCCACCGAAGCAAACCCUGAUCCAAGCUUUCCCUGACUUCGGGCUGGUUUUUCCCCACUGCUUUGGGUUUCCUGGGGUAAAAAACCCCAUGCAUUUCCCAAUUAUAAAAAAAAAAACAACAAACCAAACUUAAUAAAAUACUGUCUUUUUCUUCUUUUUUUUGAA
Messenger RNA from Aquila chrysaetos chrysaetos, 5370 nucleotides. RefSeq names its product zinc finger protein 850-like. NCBI's taxonomy places the organism in Eukaryota, Metazoa, Chordata, Aves, Accipitriformes, Accipitridae. Gene Ontology annotation, molecular function: DNA-binding transcription factor activity, RNA polymerase II-specific; RNA polymerase II cis-regulatory region sequence-specific DNA binding. Gene Ontology annotation, biological process: regulation of transcription by RNA polymerase II. The record is from RefSeq and is a predicted model, not a curated record. Bases 1 to 4692 code for a protein of 1563 amino acids. The transcript has 4 exons.